This is a messenger RNA of Sapajus apella (tufted capuchin), 5329 nucleotides long. It is a transcript of the gene ADGRG3, whose product is annotated as adhesion G protein-coupled receptor G3. The transcript has 13 exons. The record is from RefSeq and is a predicted model, not a curated record. Gene Ontology annotation, molecular function: G protein-coupled receptor activity. Gene Ontology annotation, cellular component: membrane. The coding region runs from base 2463 to 4400 and encodes 645 amino acids. Lineage: Eukaryota; Metazoa; Chordata; Mammalia; Primates; Cebidae. Gene Ontology annotation, biological process: cell surface receptor signaling pathway; adenylate cyclase-activating G protein-coupled receptor signaling pathway.
CCAGGCUGGUCUCGAUCUCUUGACCUCGUGAUCCACCCUCCUUGGCCUCCCAAAGUGCUGGGAUUACAGGCGUGAGCCACCACGCCCGGCCAAAACCUUAUAAUUACAGCUGUGCAUGUUUCUCUUUCUGAAAUAUAACAGUGUCAGAACACAGGAAGCCCUUAAAACGUGAAGAUACUGAAGUACAGUGGGUGUUCAGAGAAGAAUAUCACAUUUUAAAAACCUGUAAAACGUUUUAUAAGAUCUGCAGGUGGGGGGCUCCUCUUAUGCCUCCAGCUCCAGAGGACAGAGGCCAAACCUUCCCAAGCUUCCCCCACCCUUGUGUCAGGAUUGGGCAGCCGGGGGGAUCAGAGCCAGCUUCCCUCCUUAUAGGCCUCUAGGUCUCCGUGAGGGAGUCUCUCAGAGCCCCAUAGCUGGGCUAGGUCCUGCGGUGGGGGUUGAGGCAACUCCCCACAUCCUCCAGAAGGGAGGGAAAGGACCCAGGAAGAGACCACCACCCCCACCCUGCAAUUCUCCCACUUCUCAUACGUCUAGUUUCUGUGUCCGAGGCUGGCUCAAGCAAUGGGGAGGGAUCUUGGGUUGGGUGUCACCUUCUUGGGAAGGCCCUGAAUGGGGCACUCACAGCUCUGUGCUGCUCCUUUGACCUGAUUGUUCUUAUCGUGCACUUUCCUGGGCUGUGGGGCUUUGGACAGCGGGAUCACCCUUUCUGCCAGCACGUGGCCAGGCCUGCAUCUGGAAACAUCCCUCUAGCUUGAGAAUCGAAUUGGAGUGGCUGAAGGCUGAAUGUUGGCUGGGUCUGGCUGGAGGACUUGAGGCCCUGCCCACUGGAGCCAUUGGGAGAAGCUGGGGCAGGAGGUGGCAGGAAGGGUUACUACUGUUUUGCUGGCGCUGGGACUCGGGGGUCUCAGCAUUCUGUGAGUGGCUCCAGGCCAGUCCCUGGUCCCCAUGGGGCCUUUUUGGGAAAGGGUUGUGGGGGAAGGUUGCUCUCCUUCCAGCCUGACCUUCCCCUGUCCUCCCCCCAGGUGCCCUGAUCCCACGUUCCAAGGUGGGUGGGGUGCUUGGAGUCCCAGCCCAGUCAACCCCCGGCCCCUCUUCACACACUGGUACCUGUGAGACUCUCUGGGGGCCCAGGGCCAGGAUGGGUCUCCAGCGACAGGCCCAGCUCAUCCAAGUCCACCGCCCCACCCCACCCUCACCUGCAGCUGGGAGGGAGGCCGGCAGGUCGUGUAGGAGAAGGCUGGGAGGGUGUGGAGCAGUGGCAGACCCGCCAUUCAUCUGCGUUCGCGAUCCUCCCUGCAGAGGAAGUUUCUGGGGCUCAGGAAGCCCUGGGCUCUGACCUGCUGCUCCAUGCUGGAUUCCCACUCGCUCCCACCCUGCGAGUGACCCAGACAUCACCUCCCCACCCCUUCCCAGACCCAGAGGGCUCAGCAGGAGACACUGAGUGGGAGGAAGGGGAAAUGGAGGCCAGCAGGGACCGAGCGGUUCCCCAGUUCAACCCCAAGGCUGAGCAGGGCAGUGCCAGCGCCAUGGGCCAGAGGGAGGUGCCAGUGACCACACACCUUGGCAGGGUGUCCUUCACCUUCCGAUCUCCAGGUGGCCCUAGGCCCAUCCACUGUGCCUCCCUGGGGCCUCUAGAGUUGAAGCUCGAGUGGCUGGCUCCCCGAUUCCUUUAGGCUGAAGCCCAGGCGUGUUUGCUGCCCCUGCUUCCCGUCCGAUUGGUGACCGGCUGGGGUGGGGAGACAGCGAUUUCACAGCACUGCUGAUCAGAAAUGAUACAAUGGCCACGCCCACCAGCCAAGCGGCUCUGCAUGCGUCAUCCGUGAGUGCAUCACAUGCCUCGAGAGGCUCCGGUGACAGACAGCUUGUGCAAAGCCACUCAGCCAGGAAGUGGUCAGGACGGAUGUCAGGCCAGGCCUGACCAACCCCUGGGGCCGCACUCCUGUCUUCCCGCUACCCUGUCUCUGAGUCCGUCCUGUUAUCCAAGCUGGUGGGGGAGGCUCAGGCCACAGGCCAGCUCUGGCUCUCCCAUGCCCUCCAGCCUGGUUCAAGCCUUAGGCAUCAUCCGGGUCUUUGCCCUCAUGCCCAGAGCCAGGCUGUGCUCAGGUUAUUGCAGGUCUCAUCAAACCCUGACAAGCCUUAGGAGGCAGCCCCAUUGCCGUCUUCACUUUGCAGAGGACAAAACCGAGGCUCAGAGAGGCCCCCAGCUUGUGAAAGGAGGGGUCUGAGUAGGUGCACCUGGCUCCACGCCUGUGCGCAUCAUAGUUCCCAGGGGUCUGCUCUAGGGCAAGGCCUCUGUGGCCACUCAAUGCCCCCACCCCUCUGCCUCGUAGAUCCCAUCCCAGUGGGACCCUGGGGCACAUCCCUGGGUGGGCUCAGCAUCUCCCUCUGCAGGUGGCCUCCUGGGCACGGUGCGGCUGGGAACACUGCCCAGUUCCCCACACUCACCUUUCACAACCCAACCGAUGGCGCCAUUGAGCAGGAAGGGUGAGAAAGAGGACACAGGAAGCCAGAGCGGUGGGGCCGCAGGGUGGGGGCAGGCCAGCUCCGCGAAGCCUGGGGCCAGAGGGCCAGACAGCUGCAGGACUCUGGUGGCGUGGGCAAGGAUGGCGAUGCCCAGGGCCCUGGGGGCGCUGCUCCUCCAGCUUCUCCUGCUCCUGGCCUUAGGUCAGGAAAACCACAUCGAAGAGCCAAGACACAGCUGCCUGGGGGACAGCUUGGAUGAGUACGGCGCAUUUGACUUGAAAGACAAGGCUGGGUGCUUCACCAAGUGCAGGCAGUCGGAGAGCGAGCCCUGCGAUGUGGGAAACUUGCAGAAAUACUGGCUAAACUACGAGGCCCACCUGGUGGAGGAAACCUUGACGGAGAAGGUGAACAUGUCUUUCCUGAAGGCUUUGGUCCAGAACGUCAGCACCAGCACCGCAGAAGACCUGUACUUCUCUCUCAAGCCCUCUCAGGUCCCAAGGCAGGUGAUGAAGGAUGAGGACAAGCCCCCUGACAGAGUGCGACUUCCCAAGAGCCUUUUCGAAUCCCUGCCGGGCAAUAGGUCUGCGGUCCGCUUGGCCAUCACUGUUCUGGACAUCGGUCUGGGGACUCUCUUCAAGGGCCCCCAGCUCAGCCUGGGGGAUGGCAGCAGCGUGUUGAACAAUCGCCUGGUGGGCUUGAGUGUGGGACGAAUGCAUGUCACCAGGCUGGCUGAGCCUCUGGAGAUCAUCUUCUCCCACCAGCGUCCACCCCCCAACAUGACCUUCACCUGUGUCUUCUGGGAUGCAACUAAAGGGCCCACUGGAGACUGGGCUUCUGAGGGCUGCUCCACGGAGGUCGGACCCGAGGGGACCGUAUGCCGUUGUGACCACCUGACCUUUUUCACCCUGCUCCUGCGACCCAUCUUGGACCAGUCCACGGUGCAGAUCCUCACACGCAUCUCCCAGGCAGGCUGUGGGGUCUCCAUGAUCUUCCUGGCCUUCACCAUUGUUCUUUAUGCUGUCCUGAGCCCUGGCCUAGGACACGGUCUCCAUCCCCAACAAGCUGAGCGUGCCUUGCCAGCUGGCUGCGUUGCUGGACCCUGUGAGCGGGGCUUGGAGCGCCAGGAGAAAUUGCCACCAGCUCCCCAGGGUGGGGCCUGGUAUCUCAGGCUUUCCCGGCAGAGGUUCAAGUCAGAAGAUGCCCCUAAGAUCCAUGUGGCCCUGAGUGGCAGCCUGUUCCUGCUGAAUCUGGCCUUCUUGAUCACUGUGGGGAGUGGCUCGAAGGGCUCUGAUACCGCCUGCUGGGCCCGAGGGGCCGUCUACCACUACUUCCUGCUCUGUGUCUUCACCUGGAUGGGCCUGGAAGCCUUCCACCUCUACCUGCUCGCCGUCAGGGUCUUCAACACCUACUUCGGGCACUACUUCCUGAAGCUGAGCCUGGUGGGCUGGGGCCUGCCUGCCCUGAUGGUCAUCGGCACUGGGAGUGCCAACAGCUACGGCCUCUACACCAUCCGAGACAGGGAGAACCGCACCUCUCUGGAGCUAUGCUGGUUCCGUGAUGGGACGGCCACGUAUGCCCUCUAUAUCACCGUCCACGGCUACUUCCUCAUCACCUUCCUCUUUGGCAUGGUGGUCCUGGCCCUGGUGACCUGGAAGAUCUUCACCCUGUCGAGUGUUACAGCGGUCAAGGAGCGGGGGCAGAACCGGAAGAAGGUGCUCACCUUGCUGGGCCUCUCGAGCCUGGUGGGUGUGACGUGGGGGUUGGUCAUCCUCACCCCCCUGGGCCUCUCCACUGUCUACAUCUUCGCACUCUUCAACUCCUUGCAAGGUGUCUUCAUCUGCUGCUGGUUCACCGUCCUCUACCUCCCAAGUCAGAGCACCACAGUCUCCUCCUCUACUGCACGACUAGACCAAGCCCACUCCGCGUCUCAAGAAUAGGAAGGCACGGCCCUGCAAUCUGGACUCAGCUCUGACUUGCUGUGUGACCUCGGGCAGCCCCACGCCUCCCUCUGGGCCAGUUCCUUUCUCUGUAUAAUGUGGCUGGGGAAGGAGAGGACCAGGUUGGACCACGUGGCUUCAGAUGUCCCAUCCAGAUCCAACUACAGGUCCACAUGAGAGUCCAUGUAAGCAUGUUUGCAGGGGUCUAGAGUUCCUGUAGUCCUGAGACCCCCUGCCAGCAAAGAGUGACAGUCACCUCCAUGCCCUGCCCUCAUUGCAAAGCCCUCACCUACCUUCUGGUCCCAGCAAGGGAAGAGAGUCUGUGGCUUGUGUAGCCCUGGAAGGAGCCCCCAGCCUCUCCCCUCCUCCUCCUUGUCACUGGCCUCCCACAACUCUGCCUCUGCAUGCCUGUAACCUUGAGGGGCAUUCAGGAGGCCAGCGUGCCCUCAGGUACUGGGGGUUAGUUUUGGUGGGUAGGAGUUGAUCCCCCUACCCAGUCUGCCCCUGGUCUCUGCCCAUCAGAGCCCACCCUUCUUGAAGAGACCCCAGCAUGUUCAGGGUGCUGGCAGCCCUGCAGGUGUCCAGGGACACUGCGUUUCUGAGAACACUGAGUGGGCGAGCUACCUCGGGCAAACCCUCCACUCCCCACUCUGCCACGUGGGUGGCCCAACCUCUGACCUGCUGUCAUCAUAGAGGUAGAAGGCAAACCGAUCUAGGGCUUAGCAUACCUGGGGGUGCUCCCAUUCAUUCAGCCUGUGGGGCUAGGGAUGAGGGUGGGGUUGAGGGCUCCCUGAGCAGGGGCUGGGCAUUGCCGCUAGAACCUGAGCUCCCAGAGAACAAGGACCUGGGCAGCCUCACUCACUGUUCCAGCCCAGGCCAAGCACAGUGCUUGGCUUGUGGAAACCCUGAAUAAAUACUUGUUGGCUGAA